GUUUCCGGGUAGGUGUGUUCUGUAUACACACCGGGUGAAUUGUGCUCUGGGAGAAGCCAGUUCCGGGAGAUAUCUAAUAUAUGUUUUGUUUUUUGAAACGCUGAUGGCUUCCUCCGUUGGGGAUGUCGCUUUGCGGCCUCUUCAGAGAGCCAUGAAGCUGGCGAACCGAGCAAUUCAACUGGACACUGGGAACGUGCAGCGGGAAGCCUAUGUGGAGUACAUAAGAAGUGUAAAUUAUAUUUCCCAGUGUCUUCUGGAAGAGGCCGAACAGAAUGCUGGCAGUGGCUCACUGAGUUUAGAUUGCCAAAAGAUGCUAAAGCUGGCAGAACAGUGUCUGGAGAGGGCAUGCACCACAGCAGAAAGGUUGGGCCAAGCUGGAGUGCAUUGCCCACUGACUCUCCGUACAGAUGUCCAUCAUCUUUCUUUCCCUCACGCUUCCAGUGCUGCCAGUGCUACCUCUAGAUUGUCUUCUCUCUCCUCCAUCUCUCCUUCUUCGAGUCACCGCAGGACCUGCUCUGAUGAGACGCAGAAGCUAAGCUCUUUUCCACCACCAGAGAUUUUCCAAAUGCUGCUGGCAGCUGAAGUUCAAAGAGGCAAAAAAGAGCUAACUCCCCUGGAAGAGGCUUCCAUCCAAAAUCAGAAGCUAAAGGCUGCAUAUGAGGUCCGACUCGCCAGACUGAACCCCAGACAAGCAGCAGCGAAAACUUCACUGACUCUAUCCCUUCAACGACAAAUGAUGGAAAAUUUGGUGAUUGCUAAAGCCAGAGAAGAGACUCUUCAGAGGAAAGCAGAGGAACGCAGACAGAGGCUAAAAGAAGAAUCUAACAGACGUUUCUCUCUAAACACAGACAUGACUCCAGAGAUGGAGGAGCAAAGGGUCCUGUACACAGCUGUCCUGGAGUAUGAACAGGAUCAUGAAUGGCCAAAGCGUUUUAAGCAGAAAAUAAAGGGGAACCCUGCUGACACUGACCUUGUUUCUAGCUUCAUGUGUCAAGUUCUCAGUACCCCUGACCAUCCUGUUUCCAAACUGCUGACAAAUCUUCAGUGCCAAAUAUACAGUCGGGUAUAUCCAGUUAUUAUUAAGGACCCUAUGGAGCAUAAUCAUGGUACAUCAGAUGUUUUCCACCAGUCACUGCCCACUGAUGCUCUUCCCUCUCCUGCCUCCAACUCUCAGCACUUAAAAUCAUCACAGAGUUUACAGUGUCUCCCCAGUCUUUUACAGCCCUCAGUCAAGCACAGCCUUUCCACUGGAGAAGGGUUUGAACAUUUGGAAGCCACAAACGACAAGCUUAUUGAUAAAGGACCAUGUGACAAAGAGAGGGAGAAUUCAUUUGAAGACUUGGAACACUGUCUUUCACCAACAGAAUACUCUAUAGGCAAUGCCAGUCUAACAGCAUCUGCUCUUCUUAAGGCUGUUGUGAAGGAGAUUCAUAAUGCUAAAGACCUGCUGCUGUCUGCCUCUCUACUGGAUCUUCCACCUAACACUAUUUUUAAGGAUGUCUGUGUGGAGUGCAUAGAUGAGAGUUUUUUCCCUCCAAUAUGGCCUGCUCUGCUUGCUCUGUACAGGCACGUGCUUCUUGCCCGAGAAGAAUCUCUGCUUCAAGCCAUGAAGUCAUAUAGAGAUAAUGCUCAGUCUGUGGUUGGUGUCCCACAAAAGCUUUUUCCUGAAGAAGUGGAACAACCAUAUAAGGCAGCUGUGGAAGAAAUUGGCCAUCUUCCUUUGCACCACACACCUCAAAGGAAGAUGGAGUGUAUUGUGAGAACAAUGCGUGUAAUCUGUGAAUGUGCUGAGGAGUAUUGUACCACACCUGGCACCUCUGCCAUAGGUGCAGAUGACCUGUUACCCAUAUUGGCAUUUGUAGUCUUGAAAACACAAAUGCCACAGCUGCUGUCAGAGUGUGCAGCGCUGGAGGAGUUCAUACAUGAGGGGUAUCUCAUUGGAGAGGACGGAUACUGCCUGACCUCACUACUGAGUGCUCUCUCUUAUGUGGAGUCCCUACCCUUACUUUCAGCUCCCAGUACCUAACUGGCCGCAAGGGACCUCAGGACACUAAAAACUUGCUAUAGCCUGCUGACUGCAUUUACUUGGCUGCCUGGUGAAAGUUUAACACAUGCUGUGUAUGUAGAGACAUUUAUACCUUUGCAAUGUAUCUAAAUUAUCUAUUUAUUGAGCUUUUUUUUUUUUUUACACUGCCAGUUCACAGGGAGGCUGAACAAUGUCAUUAUUGCAUUACCCUUUACAAACUUACAGUAAAACAACAUUGUAAACACAACAUUGCUUUCAUGAUUCAAUAAAAAAAGUUUUAUCUGUCAUCCAAAAUAAAAAUAUGAAUGUAUUUUAAAA
Xenopus tropicalis (tropical clawed frog) is the source of this 2344-nucleotide messenger RNA. RefSeq names its product VPS9 domain containing 1 (gene vps9d1). Gene Ontology annotation, molecular function: guanyl-nucleotide exchange factor activity; GTPase activator activity. The record is from RefSeq and is marked provisional. Gene Ontology annotation, biological process: vesicle-mediated transport. Lineage: Eukaryota; Metazoa; Chordata; Amphibia; Anura; Pipidae.